Messenger RNA from Periconia digitata, 2579 nucleotides. NCBI's taxonomy places the organism in Eukaryota, Fungi, Ascomycota, Dothideomycetes, Pleosporales, Periconiaceae. The record is from the annotation of a GenBank genome assembly.
UCCAGCCGGAUCUGACGAUCGUUUUGAGUUGCAAAUGAGGACUUUUUACAGUUGCCGAUCUACAAAAGUCAUUCAGGGAUGUACGAACCGAAGGCUGCAUCGCUGAAUUCAGCACCCGCGGGACAGCUCGAGUCGCGAUAUCUGAUUGGAGGUUGGGGAAGAAAUGUUGGCGUCUUUCAUCAUCAAAGGUUGCCUUCUUGUGAUUGCUAUGCAGGGAUCGGACAAUCGUAGAAGCGGGGUAGUUCAAGCUCUUGCUCUCCGACUGGAUCUGUAUAUACCGAUUCCGUGACAGUCUAUCGUGUGCACGGUGUUGCUUGAGUCUCGUAUCGUAUGUAGACCCAAAAAAAAAAACUCGGAGUAUUUUUCAGGAUUCCAAUAUCUGAUUCUCAACGAGAACGUUGCCAGAAGGCAAACGGUGAAUUUCCACCCUGCAUUGGGGUCUUAUCUGCCCUGACCUCGUGUUGCGGUAUUUUGCCGCAAGCUCAAGUAAAACACAAGCGGUCAUCGUUGCAGUGGUCGAAAACAAAGGAGGACGAGUAUGUCCGCUCCUUUCAACAAAGCUGCCUCUUCCAACUGCUCUAUUUCUGGAAUAUUUACUCUUGGCAACUGGUUUCUACUGUCAGCGUCUUCAUAAGUAGCCAUGCGGUAAUUGAUUUCCGUCCUUGAGCAACUUACACAGACUACACCUUCGUCGUUGUAGGUAAAACUUCCUCUCGCACCUCUCCGCACUGUCUGCGCUAUCGUCCAUCAAGUCUAUAACAGUACCUAUGGAAACCACAUAUAACUACGUCAUUAUCGGCGGUGGAACUGCUGGUUUGGUGCUAGCGAACCGUCUCUCAGAAGAUCGUGCCAUCACAGUAGCGGUUCUAGAAGCUGGUGUUGAUACCACCGCCGAUCCCAGGACGGUUGUUCCCGCCUUGUUUAAUUCAGCCUUGACCGGUGAGCUAGACUGGAAUCUUGCCACAGUACCCCAGAGUCGCCUAGAUGGUCGACGCAUUGGACAUCAUCAAGGAAAAGCUCUUGGGGGAAGCAGCGCCAUCAAUCUUCAAGCUCUGGUUCCUUUCAGUGCUAAUGAUGUAGAUGCGUGGGAGUCGUUGGUGGGGAACGAAGGGUGGAAUUAUGCUUCACUUUCAGGGUAUCGUGACAAAGCUAUCAGCGUCGAUCUUCCUGAUGCCAAAACGUCUUCUGCGCUAAAUCUAUCUUGGGCUUCCCAAUGGGCUGCAGAAACAGCAGGUCCGGUGCAAUCUUCUUGGGUGGAUGUACCAGAAAACCCUAUUCUGCAAGCAUGGAACAGCGCGUUCGAAUCGCUCGGCUACCCUCUCACUGCGUCUCCGUUUUCCGGGAAAUCUACAGGAAGCUUUACCGCACCUUCGACUGUCGAGGCUACAUCCAAAACUCGGUCUUAUGCGGCAUCAGCUUACUAUCUACCCGCAGCCGACCGAGAAAAUUUGCAUGUCAUCACGAAAGCGCUGGUAAGUAAGAUCAAUCUGGAAGAUCGAGGCGGCAAUCAAACCGCCACCGGGGUGACGUAUACGCGCGAAGGUUCGACAGAAACGAUCCUAGCGAAUAAAGAGAUUAUUCUCAGCGCUGGAGCCUUUGAUUCUCCCAAAGUUUUGGAGCUCAGUGGAAUUGGUGACCCGGAAGUGUUAAAAGCCGCAGGCGUCGACACUAUAGUGGAGAACAAGUAUGUUGGCUCCAACUUGCAGGAUCACAUCCAAGUACCGAUGAGUUUCGAGGUUGUGGAUGGAUUUCCUACGGGUGACGAUAUUUUGAGGGGCGACCCAGAAGCGAUUGCAGUUGCCCAGGCACAGUAUGCGGAGACACAGUCUGGCCCUUUUGCGAAUCCCGGAGUCACGAAUUUCGCAUAUCUCCCUACAGUCGACUUCGAAAAUAAUGCUACUGAAAAAUCACGGGCUCUAGCUGAACUCAGGACGGCGGAGCUAGUGCAUCCCCUUGAUGCCGCUCGUAAACAGCUACUCGAGGAUUUGCUUGAAAGGGGAGAUGAAGGCACUGGGCAAUACUUCCUCUUCACGGCACAAUCAUAUAAAGCUGGCAGGGAUACGACACACGGCUUGGUACCUGAACCUCAGGCUGGCAGCUUCAUCACACCAUGUGUUGGGCUCUCGCACCCUCUCUCGACCGGCACCGUUCAUAUCAGUUCAUCAGACGUGAAUAUUCCCCCAACUAUCGACCACAACUAUCUUUCGCAUCCAUUGGACCUCGAACUCCACUCACGUCAUGCCAGGUACCUUGAAACUAUUGCCGAAGCCCCACCAUUGGUGGCUUUCCUGAAACCAAAUGGGGCGCGAAACGAUCCUCUUGCGUUUGUUGGUGGAAGUCUUGUUAAGGCGAAAAGAUAUGCAAAGGCAGCUUCGGGCUCGAAUUGGCAUUCCGUGGGCACUGUAGCUAUGGCACCUCGAGAGAAAGGUGGCGUCGUGGAUUCUUCACUUAGGGUCUAUGGUGUUUCGAACCUGAGGGUGGUUGAUGCUAGUGUUUUUCCAUUGGUUCCGCAGAGCAACACCCAAAGUCUUGUCUAUGCAGUCGCGGAACGUGCGGCAGACCUAAUCAAGAAGGGUUAG